UCGAUCACCUGCAGACUAUGAUAUUCCACCUGAUACUGUAUUCCGUUCUAGCGCAGGCCAGGGCCAUCAGAGAUCCUCGUUUUGUUCGGACCAAUACGCCGUACCCCCCCAGCCUGGACUGCGGUCUCAAUGCCACCAAGUCAAGCUGCUCCACCAGGUGCGAGGAGACCUGUCAGUACAAGUCCCGCAGCUGUCCGCCGAAAAUCUGCGGGGGUCCGUGCGUCUGCCUCGAAGACUAUGUGAUCGACGAGCGGCGAUCGGACUGUAUUCUGCUGACAGAUUGCGGGCUGAAGCAGCUGGAUGUUCCCUCUUACCAAGUGAGCAGUGUGAAGUACUUUGGGGCCAACUAUGGCCCCUACAUUAUCCCUGAAGGGAACGUAACAGAAAGUUGAGCGGAAAUUGUGAAAUUCCUAAUGUGAGUGCAACCAAAUUGAAAUAAAUCAGUGCCGAGCUGUA
Messenger RNA from Drosophila obscura, 456 nucleotides. Its product is annotated as accessory gland protein Acp62F-like. The record is from RefSeq and is a predicted model, not a curated record. Lineage: Eukaryota; Metazoa; Arthropoda; Insecta; Diptera; Drosophilidae. The transcript has a single exon. The coding region runs from base 18 to 392 and encodes 124 amino acids.